AUGGGCUGUGGUGGUGCGUCCGUCCUGCAGGGGGCGCAGUCUGUGCUGUUGGUGAGUCUGACUCUGACCUGUGUGGGGCUCGUCAUCGUCGUGGUAACAAACAACAAUAAAACAGAUCCAGGGACGACCCCCCCCUCCCCACCACUCUACCUGAUUGGACUCGGACGAGCCGACUGCACCGGACCACCCGCCGAAGUCCCACUGAUGGGCUAUGCUAACGCGGGUCAGACGGCGGCGGGGAUCCACACUCGUCUGUUCAGUCGCGCGUUCAUCGUGGACGACGGUCGCAGCAGAAUCGUCUUUGUGUCUGUGGACAUCGGGAUGGUGUCUCAGAGACUCCGCCUUGAGGUUCUCCGCGCUCUGGAGCAGAAGUUUGGUUCUCUGUAUCACCGUCAGAACGUUCUCCUGAGUGGAACCCACACUCACAGUGGACCUGGAGGAUACUUCCAGUACACACUGUUCAUGAUGAGCACCAAAGGCUACAUCAAGUCUGCAGUACAACCUGUAGUACAGGCCAUAGUCAAGAGCGUAGAACUUGCGCAUGAGAACAUGAGACCAGGACGAAUCUUCAGGAACUCUGGAAAACUGGAGCAGAGCAGCUCGAACCGGAGCCCCCAGUCCUACGAGAACAACCCCCGAGACGAGAGGGACAGGUUCUCUGAGGACACAGACAAACAGGUCACAGUCCUGAAGUUCACCGACGGAGACGGAGACGGAAUCGGGGUCCUCAGCUGGUUUGCGGUGCACGCGGUCAGUAUGAACUACACAAACCGACUGGUGAGCAGCGACAACAUGGGCCUGGCCUCCCUCAUGAUGGAACUGGACAAGAAUCAGGGACUGCCCGGAGAGGGUCGUUUUGUGGCGGGUUUUUCGAGCUCGAAUCUCGGGGAUGUGACUCCCAACACCAGGGGCCCCCACUGCGCCAACACGGGCCUCAAGUGUGACUACGUGAACAGCUCCUGUCCUGUCGGGGGGACUAAGAUGUGCAUGGGGCUGGGACCUGGAGUCGACAUGUUUGAAAGCACCAGGAUCAUCGCCGAGAACAUCUACAAGAAGACCAAGGAGCUGUACAGUACUGCAGUAGAGGAGGUGAGGGGUUCGUUACAUUUCGCUCAUCAGUGGAUCGACAUGAGCAACGUGUCUCUGCCCAUCAACAGCACUCACACGGUGAGGACGUGUAAACCUGCUUUGGGACACAGUUUUGCCGCUGGGACGACGGACGGAGGAGGAGACCUGAACUUCACCCAAGGGAUGGUGGAGGGGGACCCGUUCUGGGACGGGAUCAGAGACGAUCUGGUCGGUCAACCGUCCAACGAGACUCAAGACUGUCACCGACCCAAACCCAUUCUGUUCAGCACAGGAGAGAUGUCGUGGCCGUUGCCGUGGCACCCGACCAUCAUCGACGUGCAGAUGUUUCUCAUCGGGUCUGUGGCUGUUCUCGCUGUUCCAGGAGAAAUGACGACGAUGUCGGGGCGGAGGCUUCGAGCGGCCGUCAAACAGGAGCUUCAGGUGGGUGGAGCGUUCAAGGACCUGGAGGUGGUGAUCGCUGGACUCAGUAACGUCUACACCCACUACAUCACCACCUACGAAGAGUACCAGGUGCAGAGAUACGAAGGUGCCUCCACCAUCUACGGCCCCCACACCCUCACAGCCUACAUCCACCACUUCACCCACCUGUCCAAGGCCAUCAGACAGGACUCAGUCUCAGAUCUGGACCCUGGACCAGAGCCUCCGUUCUUCUCGUCUCUGUUUAGUCUGCUCCCAGCUGCAGCCGCCGACAACAAACCAGCAAACACCAGUUUUGGAGACGUCCUGGACCAGGUCUACCCCCUCUACAGACAGGGCGACGUGGCGUCUGUGACGUUUGUGGCAGGAAAUCCUCGACACUCCGGAGACAUCAGAGACAAAACAUUUGUGACGGUCGAGAAGUUUGACAACAACACUCAGACCUGGACCGUGGUCCACACUGAUGCAUCAUGGGAAACCAGAUUUCAUUGGCUGAAGGGCGCCGAUCGCCAAAGCAACGCCACAGUGGAGUGGUUCAUCCCGCAUGGCGCCCCCUCUGGUGUGUACAGGAUACGACACUUUGGUCAUUACAAAGAAAUCAAAAACUUCAGACCGGUGAUCCUGCCGUACGAGGGCCAGUCCCACCACUUCACUGUGGCACCCAGCUACUACAGCGCCCCCUAGAGGACGGCCUGGGUCACUACAGCGUCGCCUGCACUAGU
Messenger RNA from Boleophthalmus pectinirostris (great blue-spotted mudskipper), 2228 nucleotides. RefSeq names its product N-acylsphingosine amidohydrolase 2 (gene asah2). Gene Ontology annotation, biological process: sphingosine biosynthetic process; ceramide catabolic process; long-chain fatty acid biosynthetic process. The record is from RefSeq and is a predicted model, not a curated record. The transcript has 20 exons. Bases 1 to 2190 code for a protein of 729 amino acids. Gene Ontology annotation, molecular function: N-acylsphingosine amidohydrolase activity. Lineage: Eukaryota; Metazoa; Chordata; Actinopteri; Gobiiformes; Gobiidae. Gene Ontology annotation, cellular component: extracellular region.